Molecule: messenger RNA, 3688 nt
Organism: Caretta caretta (loggerhead turtle)
Lineage: Eukaryota; Metazoa; Chordata; Testudines; Cheloniidae
Product: cilia- and flagella-associated protein 337
Molecular function (GO): protein binding; calcium ion binding
Source: RefSeq, a predicted model, not a curated record
UGCAGAGGCUGCGCCGCAGCCCCGGGCAGCAGAGCACGCUGCAGGAGCACCAUUAAGCUGAGGAGAAGGGUGAUCGCACUUUGCAGCGCUGUUCCCGCCAGCCCAGUGCAAUCCUUGGCCUCACGUGCCAGGCCCGCGGAGCAGGGCGGGGAGCAACCCCACGUGCCAGGUCUGCAGCGCCCUGCAGUGCGGCGGGGCACGGGAUGCUGCCGCUGCCGCAGAGCGGGCUUGGCUGGGGGUGCCCGGAGACCAUGGCUCUGAGGAAGGCAGCGCGACCGCGCUCUGCAUCCGGAAAGCUGGAAACAUUCCCCCGCGGCAGCAUUUUGAAUGAGCUACGGGAGUCGAUGGCCGAAACCGAGGCUUCAUUUCGACGUGCCCGGACUUUGCUAGGAGGCCCCAGAUUGCAAGCUGCCUCUCCAGUUUCCCUCAGGAGCUUUUCAGAAGAAGCACAAGAAGAAAGCUCUUGGCUUCCAGAAUGGCUGGUGAAAGAGUUACUGAAAGGGCAGCAGAGGAGUCACUCAAUAGGACUUCUGGAGAAUAUAUUGGAGCGUGAAAGUUUUCGGCAUCACAUUGACUCUGCCAAGAGUCUGAGGAAAGGAAAGAUUGAACAACAAGUGACCCUUGAACAACUUCAGAAACUAAAUACAGCUUUUCAGGAGUUAGAAAAGAAUGGAUGUAAAUCACUAGAUAUGGAGAAAUUCAAGCAGGUAGUGAAGAACUGUAUGGCACCACAUAGAACAAGUGAUGAACAAAUAGAAAAACUUUUCAUGAAAAUAGACUGUGCUGCAACGGGAAGAAUUCAGUGGGAUGAGUUCUGCACAUACAUGCAGCUAGAAUAUGCAGAACAAGACGUGUCAUCUGCCCGAUUAAAGGAGCUGACAUUCUCGCUUCCUGCUGUGAUAGUAGAACGCUCUCCUGGAGAGCCUGUCCUGCGCAUUUGUUCUCUGUUUGACAACACCUUAGUAAUGACUCAAGAAGAUGGAGUUAUUUCCUUCUGGUCUCCACAACUAAAGCUGAAACGAAGCAAGAUGGUUUUUGAAAAAUCUGUCAACAAAAAAUCUAAGUGGGCGACAGAUUUCACUGUUAUGACACAUUACAACAAACUCAUCCUGGGAACUGGGGAUCGUGAAAUCCAGUUGUAUGAGAUGUCCAACUUCGAACCAUACUGCCAGAUCAGUGGUUUGGAAGCAAUCCCUUUAAAACUUGACUAUUGUUGCACUGAUCCUGAUGAGUGCAUGAUUCUGUAUGGUGAUGACCAGGGGUGUGUGAAUAUCUUGCUUUUGUCUUCUGUGGGGGAGCUCCUACGAACGUGGAAGAAACUGCCAAAAGCUGAAAACCUGCCUAGUGUUAGCAUUGAGAAUGCUGUUCUUUCUCCAAAUGUGACUUACAUUCGUUGGAAAGUGCAUGGAGACUGGGUUACACAGCUGCACUACUAUGAUUCCAUUAAAGCAGUGAUUUCUACCUCCAACCAUGAACCUACAGCUUUAGUAAUAGGGUGUACUGUUGGCGCUACUAAUGUUGAGCAGCAGAUGAAAAAAAUAAAGGACCGUGGGAAAGAUUCAAAAGCAAGAAAAGGGCAGGUGAUACCUAGAAUCCCUCCAAAGAGAGCUGAGGGAGAUCAGACUGUGUUUCAAGUCUACAAAGGAGUAAAAACAUUUGCAUUCUGUAAAAAAAACAACCUCAUAGUGACAGGCGGAAUGGAUCGAAUCAUUCGGAUGUGGAACCCUUACAUGUCUGGCCGACCAACAGGCAUGCUCAGAAGCCACACAGCGCCAGUCUGUUACCUCUCCAUAGCUGCAGAAGAUGCGAAAAUAUUUUCCAUAUCCACAGACAACACUAUUAAGAUCUGGGAUACUGUGGACCAGACCUGUUUAUUUACAGCCUGUUCAAAAACCAGUGGAAUUAAGGGAGAGCUCACUGCUUGCCACUACAUCCCAGGCAUCAGAUUGCUUUGUGUUGCUGCGGAUACACUUGCUCUUCUUCAUCUAAGAUUAAGGCCUCCUCCAGAGCCCCACUUGAUCGUGUCUCAUAAGGAGCCCGUUCUGUGCUGCAAAUACAACAAAGAGUUCAGGCACGUGGUGAGCUGCUCAGAGGGAUCUGUGGUUAAAGUGUGGGAUUUUGAAACAGGAAAGCAUUUAUUUGAGUUUAGUGGUGCUCAUGGAGGUGCUGCAAUCACCUGUUUGACCUUUGAUGUCAGUGGAAGAAGGUUAAUUACAGGAGGAAGAGAUGGAUGCUUGAAAAUAUGGAAUUACAACAAUGGACAUUGUUUGAAUACUUUGAAAAGGGAAGACAAAUGUGCUGAAGUCUGUGACUGCACCUACGUGGAGGUGAACAGAAGCAGGUAUAUCAUAGCUGUUGGAUGGGAUAGAAGAAUAAACAUGUAUUUUGACUCUGCAGACGACCUUCAUCACUUUCAGAAACCUCAGCCCUAUUGGCAUGAUGACAUAAGCUGUGGCCACAAGGAGGAUAUUCUGUGUAUUUCUCAGUGUCCACCUACUCUUCUUGCCACCUCCAGUUAUGAUGGUGAAAUUAUUGUUUGGAAUAUGAUCUCAGGACACCUAUACCGCAAACUUCACACGUCUUUUCCCACUCACUGUGCUGGCAUAGAAGCUGUAGACACAAGUAUUACUCAACUCGUAUUUCUGAGGACUCGCGCAGUGAAAUUUGAAUCAGCAGCAGCCUCUCUUAUUUCCAAUGGGCCUCAAGGUUCUGUCAACUUCUGGAGUCCGUUCAGUGGAAUCCCACUUACAGCAAGCUUCAUACCUUCUAGAGUGAAAUCCCACAUCAGCAGUAUUGCCGUCACUGCAGACGAUUCAUUUAUUUAUGCAGCAGAUGAUGAUGGAUACGUGUAUGUCUACAGCAUCAAGGACUAUGCCCUUCAGGACCCGGAGAGAGAACCACCAAAAUAUGUGAAUCAUUGGAGAGCUCAUGUAAAUAUAGUUGUAUCAGUAGAGGUGGUUGAUGAAGAAAAAGUCCUGCUCUCCUCUUCUAUUGAUUGUACUGUUCGUCUGUGGAGUCUGGGUGGAGAGUACAUUGGGACUUUUGGGCAGGCAGAACCAUGGGAAAUUUUCACACCUGCCUCCUGGAAACAUCCCAGGGUUCCCUAUGAAAUCUUGAUGAACCCACAAAGCAUGCCAAUUCACCCCAUGCUAGAAGGAGAAUCACCUGUCUUACAACCCAUAAACACAGAGCCAAGUAAUGUAACUCUGGAAAACUCCUUAUCUAAGCAUGAAGUGAGCUAUAAUCCCAAACUUCCUCAAGUCACCAUUCCUGACCUGGAUAUCAAAGAGGAAAUCAACCAGCGGUCUUAUGCACAAGCUUUGAGUAAAAGAUUGAAGCAGGAGCAUUACAAGAAGAUAAAUAGACCACUUGCGUCUGGGGGACAGAGUACAUAUCACCUAAUCAACAGCUGCGAAGUUGUCAUUGCUCCACCAAUAUGUAAAAAGCCUGACUUGUCUGUUCUUGGUACAGACUACUUUUAUGAAGAAUCGUUAGGGGAAGAGUAGAGCAAUAAUUCUGGAGGUAAACUGAGCAUAGGACCAUCUGUCCCUUCAGUGGUAGAAAAGCAGUUAUUUUUGUUUCUGGUGUAAUUUUUCUUCUAUUGUUUUGACAGAAAUACACUUAAAAUAUGGUGAAGUGGGUUCUAGCCCACGAAAGCUAAUGCCCAAAUAAAUUUGUUAGUCUCUAA